Messenger RNA from Babesia ovata, 939 nucleotides. RefSeq lists its product as uncharacterized. The record is from RefSeq and is a predicted model, not a curated record. Lineage: Eukaryota; Apicomplexa; Aconoidasida; Piroplasmida; Babesiidae. The transcript is spliced from 2 exons. Bases 1 to 939 code for a protein of 312 amino acids.
AUGUACACGUUGCCAAGCACAUCUACCAACUCCCGACAGCCGCCGGAGAUGCCGCCCAGCAUUUCUGUGACCGGGUUGGGGAAGCCGUCUAGUUUCAGGUCGACGACUGUGGCAGUGAGUUCAGCAAGCUUAGUGGACUGUCCGGAGAUCACUGUGGUUGUUAAGCUUGUUAAUAUUGUCGCCGGAGUCAUUGCCAUAAAAGGCCUCCAUGAAGCCUUUCAGGCCGAUGUGCUUGUCGUUGUCAAUCAUCCCCGGCAACUCUUCCAGCUCCCCCGUCACCUUGUCGGCGAACUGCUGGAGCGCGAACUUGAGGGCCUCGACGUACUGCCUGCGCGCGUGGGUGGUGAGUUUGUUGCACGCAUCUUCCGCUGCCUUUUUGGUAUGGCUUUUGAGUUCGCUGAUGUAAUGAGUUUCGGCAGCAGUGACGUAUUUUAUAAACUCAUCGGCGUUUUUAAUGGGAUCAGACUCCAGACUUUUGUGAAGUUCAUUAAGUUUCCGUCGAAGAUCUUGCAAUGUAUUUGCUUUAACGUCACCGGUUCUCGAAGCGUUACCGAUCUUCUCAUUUUGCAACUCAGCAAGUUUCAGCCUCACAUCAUUGGUGGUUCUAGAAACUGCAUCGGCAAGCGUUUCGAGAUGUUGUUUGAUUUUUUGAGCAGCGUCGUCCAGCUUCUGCGGGAUUGCGUUGGCGGCUACUUCGGCGACUCUGUCCUUUACGUCUGUGAUCGCCUGGUCCAGGUUGGCGGCGUGGUUGGUUUGGGUGGGAUCUUGAAGUGCAUUUUGGAGGUUGCCAGAGAGAUAUGUAAUUGGUUCCUCCAAGCGCUGCAAAUUCGCAUCAAUUUGUACGCGAGGAUUGUCAAACUGCGUGCGAAAAUGUUUUACUUUCCCUAUAGCGUCAUCCAAGUGCUUGCCGAGGUUUGGCGAUUGGGACGCGCCGGUUAA